AUGCAGACUGCUUCGACAAACAUUUGUGAAAGACUGUGCAAUGUCAAUCAGUGAGAUUUCCUUGCUACUAAAUAUUCAACUGUUAGUGGUAUUAUAACAAAGUGGAAGCAACUGGGAACAACAGCAACUCAGCCACAAAGUGGUAGGCUAUAUAAAAUGACAGAGAGGGGUCAGCGUAUGUUGAAGUGUACAGUGCUCAGAAGUCGGCAACUGUCUGCGGAGUCAAUAGCUAAAGACCUCCAAACUUUGUGUGGCCUUCAGAUUAGCACAACAGCAGUGCAUGGAAUGGGUUUCCAUGGCCAAGCAGCUGCAUCCAUG
Molecule: messenger RNA, 318 nt
Organism: Staurois parvus
Lineage: Eukaryota; Metazoa; Chordata; Amphibia; Anura; Ranidae
Source: the annotation of a GenBank genome assembly